AUGUUUGAAGUCAACGUUAAGUCAUCAUUUAUGCUCUGUCAAGAAACUGUUCCAGAAAUGGAAAAGCGAGGGUAAUCUGCUUUGAAACAAGCAAAUUAAGGUUGAAGUCUCCUUUGUUUAAUUUAUAUGGACUAGAUUUACUUUGUUAGGGUUUUGGCUAAAUUUGAUCUCCCAAGUUUUUUUACUACAAUUUGUAGUACAAAUUAUUUUAUAAUGCUGAUAUAGCAUUGUUUGGUAAAAAAAAUGUUUUGUUAAAUAUAAGAUUCAUUGAAUGUUUUCUAUUGAUAGUAUAGGCUUCCAACUAGCAUAAAAUUCAAACUCUACCAAAGAUCAAAAGUACCGAUAUCUUUAAAGAAAAAUUAUGCAUAUCUAUUACAAUUUUUUAACAUAUUUGUAACAAUUGAGUGUUUUAAAUUAAAAAUAAAAAUCAUAAUGUUGAAAUUUUUACAAAUUUCAGAUCAGGUGCAAUAAUCAUAGUUUCGUCCAUUGCUGGGCUUGUUCCCUUUGAAGUGAGUAUUUAACUUAUCUUGUGCACUUAAUUACAUCUUUAAAAAGUACAUCUCCACUUUUCAAAUGAUUUUUUUCAAAGUAUUGAAUAGACCUACCACAUAAGUAGCUAUAGGUUUUUGAAACAAGAAAUGACAACAGUCUACAUUAAGUAAGGGGAUGUUAUUUUAAUAAUGAAUUAAAUGUGCAAAACUGUUAAUGCUUAUACUUUUAACAUUUAAGAAUUUAAAGAAAAUCAUACCAUUUUAUGUACCGUAUCAGUACCGGUACUCAAAUUGAAUUUGAAAACAUAUUUAAGCCUUUUUAUCUAUUUCUGUUAUUGAAAAUAGUUUGUCGUCCUCAGUUCAUUGGUGCAUACAGUAUCACAAAAUCAGCCCUGCUAGGAAUGGUCAAAGCACUGGCUCCUGAGCUAGCAAAACUCAAUAUUAGAAUAAACGGCCUGGCACCAGGAAUUAUCAAAACUAAGUUCAGCAAAGCAGUAAGUAAUUUUUUAAAUAGAUCCAAUUAGGAAUAGAUCCAAAUAGGAAUUGUCAUGAAGUUGGUAACAAUUUAUAUUCAAAAAAAGUAAAACGGACAUUUUUUUCUCUUCAAUGUUACCUGCAUUUAUAUUUAUAUAGUCUUCAUAAAAGUUAUGUCUAGCUAAAUAAUUACUGCCACAUUCGUGUAAAAAGUCUUUGAACUGUUUAUCAUGGAGUGAAAUAAAUAAUGUUUUACUGUCGUUUGCAAUUAAUUUCAGGUACAUUGACAAAUGACAAUUUAAAAACAAUUAUUAUUACCAGUAAUAUUUUUUUAAACAAUGAAAUUAUGGCUAUCAGUAGUAUAAUUCAACAUUACAUGCUGUUAAUCAGUCGAGUAGCUUGAGUUUGUGACGGCUGGGCAGUCCUUAAUUUUGCCGCCCUUAAUUAAUAAAAACCACAUAUUAUUUCCAGAUAGACAUAAUAAAAUAAUCUUUAUAAAGUAUUUGAAGUAAAACAAAAAUCUAGCCUCAAAUAAGUGCCGCCAGAAGUCGACCAACCCCUCUUCUAACAGACCUGUUCUCAAUACAGUAAUUUUAUUCAUGUUUCAGCUUAUGGGUGAUCCAAGUGCUGCUGAAUAUGCUUUAGCUAAAAUACCAUUAGGGAGGUAAGAACAAUACAUUUGGUUUUAAAAGAUUAUAAUUAACCCUAACAAGGCUAACUCAGAAAUGAUUUAUGAAUGAAAUAUAAUAAUGGGAAAUUUAAUAAUCUUUAACUUUGUCAAUUUAAAAAUGCAUUUUUUUAAAUGUAAAAAAAAAACAAACCCACCUGGCAACCCUACAUGCCUGUUGGUUACAAUUUAAUACUUACAUUAAUUUUGUAUAAAGAGAAACUUGGAAGAAAAGGAAAAAAUUGUGCUCAAUAUGUGUGCAUCCAGCAGAAACUUCAUAAUUGUUCUUAUUUUACUAAUUUGACUAGCCAGAGCCAGAAAAGGUACCUGUCCAAUCAUUUAAAUUUAACAAAUCACUUGCUGUUGGCCUCUUCAUGCCUAGCCCUAGGAAGAUGCUGUGUUUUAGCGUUUGAUAUUCCUCACUAUUCUGUGAACUGACUGUCAACUCCUAUGUUCUACUGGAUUGGUUAAUUGGUCAUGUUCUUUCACACGUUGUAAUAUGUCAUACUAAUAUUACUAUCACUGAAUAAACUCAAGUCCUUUUCAUGAUAAUUAUAUCUUUAAUAUCUAAUAAUAAACACAUGCAUAUAGCGCAGCUCGCUGUCAGACAUAAAUAAAACACAUCCUACUUCUACAAAGUUCCUUUCAAGAGUGCCGCUUGACUAAAAAUAAUGUCACAAUAGUCUAGACAAUACUCACAACUGGCAUAAAAAUACAUCACUAAGUCAAGCGUGGGAAGAGCGUUCACUAACUCAUAAAACUCUCAAAAACACGCGUGUAUUGAAACAUAACUUUCAGUCGCAACAAUUAUCAAUGAACUCCCAUGCUCGAUACUGACAACCAUGGACUGGCCAGAUAUAGAUGCUGUGUUUUAGCUUUUUAUAAUCCCCACUUUUCUGUGAACUGAUAACCAUGGACUGAUGCUGGGGUUGUAGCUUUUUAUCCCCACUUUUCUGUUAAUUGAUAACAACCAUGGACUAGCCAAAUAUAGAUACUGUUGAGUCAUGUUCCUUUCAAGGCAUAAGCCCUUGAAAAGACUAGGGACAUUUGUACCUAAAAAAUUACUUAGGAUUGAAAAGCACAUUUCAGUUUUCAAAUUCAAGAAUCAUCAACCAGUCCCAGCUGUGUCGUUUUAUUCAUGCUGGUUAAUCACAAUUAAAAUUUUGUGAAUCACUUUGUUUGGGCACAUUGAAAUUUGUGUUGUCUCCAUUAGUCCCUGUUUGAAGGUGGUUUCCUUGGCCAAGUUAUUGAGUAAGGUGUUAUUACUGUUAUAGUAUAGUUAUAUCUAUUAUUAAUUAUUAUUAUGGUAAAUUGUUAUGUAAAAGUACUAUAAGUUAAAGAUGUGGUCUCCCUUAGCCAAAUGUUUUUAAAGAGGCUUUUUCCCACCCAUAGGCAACUCACGAUGGUGUUGUCUCCCAUUUCUUUAAUGCGAUAUUUACAGGAGGUGGAGGUUUGAGUUACCUCACAUACCCAAUGGCUUGGUGGAGGUUUGAGUUACCUCACAUACCCAAUGGCUUGGUGGAGGUUUGAGUUACCUCACAUACCCAAUGGCUUGGUGGAGGUUUGGGUUACCUCACAUACGCAAUGGCUUGGUGGAGGUUUGAGUUACCUCACAUACCCAAUGGCUUGGUGGAGGUUUGAGUUACCUCACAUACCUAAUGGCUUGGUGGAGGUUUGAGUUACCUCACAUACCCAAUGGCUUGGUGGAGGUUUGAGUUACCUCACAUACCCAAUGGCUUGGUGGAGGUUUGAGUUACCUCACAUACCCAAUGGCUUGGUGGAGGUUUGAGUUACCUCACAUACCCAAUGACUUGGUGGAGGUUUGAGUUACCUCACAUACCCAAUGGCUUGGUGGAGGUUUGAGUUACCUCACAUACCCAAUGGCUUGGUGGAGGUUUGAGUUACCUCACAUACCCAAUGGCUUUUGUUUCGUUAAUUGGAGCCACAGGUAUCUUCUUUCUCAUUAAAAUAAAACAUGAAAAAAUCAUCUUUCAGAUUUGGCGAGCCUGAGGAUUGUGCUGGUGCUGCAUCCUUCCUCGUUUCAGAUGACUCAAAGUAUAUAACUGGAGAGAAUAUUGUUAUUGCAGGAGGCACCACGAGUCGACUGUAGUUAUAAUUAUCAUUUGUGUUUACCGGGUACUGUUAAUAGCAUAUUAUUUACAUUGUAAGCAAAGUGGUGUAAGUAAGCCUUUUUCAGAACUGAAUAGAAAGGGAAUAUGUAAUCAUAAUCUAAUAAGUAAUGUUUAAGCAGAAAGUGUGAUAUUUAAUUGGAAUUAAGUUGUUUGUACUAUCACAUUUUGAUCAUGUUUAACAUUCAAUUACCGGUACUGUAUCCGUAAACCAAUGCUGCAAUUAUGAGCUUAGAUAAGAUAUUUUAAGUUUUGAUUUGAAGUUAGCUGGAGUCAGCUGUGAUGCAUGAUGCCAUUGCAAAGAUUUUUUAUUCUGAGGCAUUCAAUGUGCCUCACCUAUCUCAAAGAUUAAGUACUGGUAUGAUUGAUUUAAUAAUAAUUUAUAAUUUGAAAAGUUUAUUAUACAACCUAUAUUCACAUGUAUAAAAUACAGCCAUCUUGUAUUUAGUGGAUGACUAUGCCCUUAUGAUGUUAGUGUAACUUUUCUAAGAAAUGUCUACCUCUGUGUUUUAGUUGCAAUGAAAUGAUUUUUUUUAAAUUUAAAAACUGUUGAUCAUGUUAGUGUUAACCAAUGAAAUGUGCUUUUGUUAUUGUGAGUUCUAGAGGGGAAUUAUAUUCCGGUACUUUACAAAAUGAUGCAAACUUUAUUUAUACAAUGAAAUUAAAUUGAAAUACAGUUUAUAAUUAUUCAUGAAAAUACAUUUAAUUCUUUUAAAAAUUAUUUUAAGUUGUUAUACUCGAGGGGUAUUAUAUCACUGUACUAAAUGAUGCAAACUUUAUUUAUACAAAUAAAUUGAACGGCAGUUUAUAAUUCAUAAAAAUACAUUUAAUAAAUUUUGUUAUAAUUUUUAAUUUGCUUUUUAAUUUCUUUGUUUUUAAAUAUAUUAAUUAAAUAAUCAUAUUGGCUGUUAUUAAGUGAUAAUGAGUUACAUUUAUCAUCACUGGUAGUACUUCGUAUUCGAAUGGAUUACAUGAUUACAUGGUAAAGCACUGCCAGACGUCAAGUAUGUCAAAUGCAUUUUAAACAAUCAGACCUGUUACUUAUACGAUUUUGGCUUGCCUUAUAUAUGAUUUUGAGAUGUCUUUUACGAGCGUAUGCCAAAAACUGUCAGAACUACAGUUUUACGAGACCAUGUUAUAUACCGGUAAUUAGUCUAUUAUUCCUGAUGUUUUUGCAAUUUAAAAAAUAAAAUAAAAUGUUUUCUGUUGUUAGCUUUAGCUCCUUUCUAUAGCCGGCGGAGAAUGGACAGAGAAAUACGAUUGUAUUACUUACAAUUACAAGUGAUGAUCAAUUCAUUGAUCGUGGGCCCUCAAAAUAAAGAAGAAGAAGAAGAGGGAAAGGAGGUUGGUACUGACUUGGAAGCAUACCGGUACUAUUGUGCAUGGGACUAAUGGGAAGGGUAGGGGGAGGUGUAUAAAUAUUGUUAAAGGCUAUAAAAUAACACCACCACAUUUCAUAAAGAUCGUGAUAUUGUUGCUUUGUGUUUUACCAAUGAACUCGCUAGAUACUGGGUGCGCGAACAUUAAUAUUGUAGCAUAUUCACCCUAGCGUCAAAUUUAGUAAACGUUCGCUUUUGUAUUACAGUACGUAACUUUGCGACAUAAUUAUUUCAUUUUUCAGCUGAAUGCUCCGCUCAGCAGCUUUAGAUUUUGACAUAUUGUAUAAGAUCCAGUAAGCAGCAUUUGAAAUCCUUUUUUUUAAAGUUAUUAAGCAGCUUUUAAUACGCCAGACCUCCUCUUCUCCCAAUACAACUUGCAGUAGUUAUCUACUUAUAUAUAUUUUGCUUGUGGUGCAUCAUGCUUCCUAUUCGCAACCAACUUCACAUGUUUUAUUUUUUAUAUAAUAGUACUGACUGAAAGAAAAAAGACUGUCAUGCAUGAUGUCCAAACUCAGGUAUAUAGUUAAAUAGGUUGAUUUUUUUUCUUAGGGGAGGCGAUUAUUUUAUCAAUAAAAAGCCAUGGGUUAGGCCUCUUGUUUAAAAGUCACCAUAUAUUAUAGAAAAUGAGAAAUCAACUCUAUUUUUUUGUUUGACAUUUUCUCAAAAUACCCCGACCCAGUAUAAGUAAAAUGCACCCAGUUAAGCCCUAGUUAAACUAUACCAUAUAUUAUGUUAGUGGACAGUAAAAUCAGGCUUCUAGGCUUAAUGGGUGGGCAAUUCACAGCUCGCCACGUAAAAUAUUGUUGCUCACCGGAUGUACGGUACGGUAUCACAAAUUAAAUUAUUCCUUCAUUCAAUUAGUGAUUAUUUUCAUUUUUGGCAUAAUGGCACAUAAUCUUAUACUUGUACAUCAUUUUUUGUGACAGUACGCGCCAUUUUGGGGUAUAUGCCCCUUUUUUAGAUUGAUAAAAAAAUAGAUUGAAAUAGGUAAUACCAGGUAAAUUAUAAAACAAUUUCCCUAUUUAGUAACUACUAAAAAUUAUUAUAAACACAGCUCGGUAAGGGGUACCUAAUUUUUUACAACCAUUACGAUUAAGUGAAGAAUGGUGCAAAAUUAUAUUUAAAUUUAAGCGUACACAAAAGUGCUUCCCCAGAUUUUGAAUUGGUAAAAAAAAUUCUGGGAAGCUGCUCAUCUUCCUCCCCAACUCCAUCCCCACUUUUGCUCUGGUGACUUCAGCUAGCAUCCUCAACUUCCACUCCCCAACACACCUUUGAAUAUUUUGCAAUAGUGCACUGUACAUAAACAUAUAAAUGUCAGUCAUCUACUUUGAAAAGUGACCUACAUAAAAUAUAGAAUAGUUAUUGUAUACAUUAUACUGUCUGUUUAUUUGUUUACUAUUACAAUAUGGUAUUGUAUGAUUUUGAGAUGGUAAAGUAGUAUUCUGAGACUAUAUUAUAUAUUGCACUAAUUUGGGAUUUCCAGUGUAAACUGGUCUGAACAAUGUCACAAAGAAUACAAGUUAAUUUUUACAGAAUUUAGAAAAGAUACCGGUAACUCGAAUUUAAUAGAAAUCAGGUAAAAGACUUUCUGUUCAGUUCACUAUCUCACCUAUAAACAUGUUUGUAUGUGGUAAAUGUCAAGGCCAAGGUGCUUCUAUUUUAUGACUGCCGGGCUGGUGUUGCUAAUAAAAGCUGGCUUUAACACUUUUGUUUCACCAUUCAUAUUUUUUCCAUGUACAUUAUUGAGUAUUCAUGCUGGCGCCAUUAUUAAACUUUCCAUGU
Messenger RNA from Lymnaea stagnalis (great pond snail), 6922 nucleotides. The record is from the annotation of a GenBank genome assembly. Lineage: Eukaryota; Metazoa; Mollusca; Gastropoda; Lymnaeidae.